AUGGAAAAGAGUUCGGACUGUAUCACGUCGCAAGUAACUUUCAAGCGAGUAGCGUUGCUUUCAUGUGGCUCAUUUAGUCCGCCAACUUAUAUGCACCUCCGAAUAUUUGAGCGUGCACGCGACUACCUUAAGAAAAUACAUGGUUGGGAGGUCGUUGAAGGUAUUAUGAGUCCAGUAGCGGAUAGUCUUGGUCGACCUGAUAUGGUACCUGCUAAACAUAGACUGAAAAUGGUAGAGUUGGCUGCCAAAUCAUCAUCCUGGAUCAGAGCAGAUGGAUGGGAAUGUUCACAGGGUGAAUGGAUAAGGACAAUUCAUGUCUUGCAUCAUUUGAAGGAAGCACUUAAUCGUAAAUAUAAAAGUGAAAAUUCCGAAGUGCAAUUACUACUGCUCUGUGGCGGUGAUGUUAUCGAAAGCAUUACAAAAUUGGCCGUUUCCGACGUUAUGUUAUGGAGUACUGAGCAGAUCGAAGAACUUGUCCGAGAUUUUGGUAUGGUUGUAGUGAUGCGAGCAAACACUGAUCCUGUUAGUGCCAUUUAUCUUGCCGAUGUACUCCAUACACAUCAGAAGAAUAUAUUUGUGAUUGAAGAUGAAACUUGUCCAAAUGAUAUCAGUUCGACACGUUUAAGAACAGCAAUACGGAGGAAAGAAUCGAUACGAUACUGUACAAGUGAUGAAGUUAUUCAAUACAUUGAAGAGAAUUCUCUUUACGGAGCCACAUCACUACCGGCUAUGCGAAUGAAACUUCAAAAUAUAUGCAAAUCAGCAAGUUCAUCAAAUAUAUCGGCAAGCAGUACCACCGCUUCUUUUGGAAAUUGUUUAAAACAUCCGAAACUUAGUCUUUUACCGCUAAAGCAGACAAUUGAGACCACUAAAGGAAAUAAUCAUAAAGCGCUUUGUGACCAUUCUCCAGAGGAUGAGAAGCAAUCAUUUGUCUUGGAGCCAAAUCCAACUUGGUAUCCCUCAGGUUCCCUGCCUCGAUAUUCAUUAUUAACUGAAAAAUUUGUUAGCACCACUCAUUCACUGUCACACUUACAAAAAACUGUGCCACUUUUAAUACAAAAUAAACAGUGUUCAGUUGAAACUAACAACGAUAUGAUGGUGCCAAAACAAUCCAAGCACGCACAUUUUCGAUCAUUGGAAUCUCCAGAUUAUCGUAAUUUAACCUUGAGUGAAAUGCUAACUACAAGCAAUGACCGGGCUGAUUACCUUUGUGUCAAAAAAGACGAAGUGUUCGGGCGCACAGAAGAAACGAACACAUUGAUGGUAUCGCAGAUUGCCGAUACGCGCGAUAAGCAAGCUAAUUUGCAAAUGGAGACGCUAGCACCAGUGCAGCAAGAAAACUAUGAAAUACAAAGUAAGCGACACUCGACAGGUGUCUCACGUAGUGUUGGAAACUUGACAACGGAACUUUCAUUGGAAAAAGAAGAUAAAAGUCGUUCCUUGUCUCAUGUACGAUCUGAAGAAGGGAAUGAAGAGAGUAAUAAUGUGACAUUUAUUUAUAGAAAGUACAAAUUAGCUUCAACUCCUGAAACUACCGUAUAA
This is a messenger RNA of Cercopithifilaria johnstoni, 1542 nucleotides long. The record is from the annotation of a GenBank genome assembly. NCBI's taxonomy places the organism in Eukaryota, Metazoa, Nematoda, Chromadorea, Rhabditida, Onchocercidae.